Plasmodium yoelii is the source of this 231-nucleotide messenger RNA. Its product is annotated as Yos1-like protein, putative. The record is from RefSeq and is a predicted model, not a curated record. Lineage: Eukaryota; Apicomplexa; Aconoidasida; Haemosporida; Plasmodiidae. The coding region runs from base 1 to 231 and encodes 76 amino acids. The transcript has a single exon.
AUGAGUAUGUAUGUUUUUUUAUUAUUCGAAAGUGUAGUACUGCUGAUUAAUAGUGUUUUAAUUAUAAACGAAAAGAAAUUAAAAAAAUAUAAAAAGGUAGAUAUCAGUUUGAAUAGUAAUGAUAUUUUUGAUAACAUUAAAUUGCUGUUCUACACAAUAAGAAUAUACUUUAAAAUCCCAUUGAUUUUUCUCAAUCUUUUAUGUAUUAUUAUUGAAAUUUUAUUUGGAUAA